AUGACGCCAGAUGAACUUUCCAAGAUACUGUUGCUAGAUGAAUAUCAGGUUCUUAAUAUUCCUCAGGAAGACUUCGCUGGAUUAGAGCCGCAUAUUGGAACCCGAGCGUAUGUAUUCAAGGGAUUUUCCGCGGCCAGAUAUUAACAAACCACUUCUAGAUAUACCUACCGUGCCGCUAUUGGUGAGUUAAGGAUAAAAGUGGCGACUCAAAUCCAUGGAACGAUAUCAGGUUGGGCGGCGGGUUUAAUACGAGAAGGGGAGGCAGCUGGGGCUUUCGAUUCUAGAGAUCUCUUUCUUAUUUCUAAAGGACGCCUCCAGGGAUUCAUGGGAGAAUAUGAAGGAAUGUAGGUUGUGUGCUAUUUCAGCAAUUCCUUCUACUAUCACCAUGCUCACACUCCAACAGAAUAAAAGUUCCUGACUGUGCAAUUGUGCCCCGGAGACGCCUCUGGCCUACCCUGGUUUUUGAAUUUGGCUACGCGGAGCCGUACGAGGACUUGAAAGCCGACGUCAAGCUCCUACUUGAGGGGAGUGCAGGAAAAAUUAGUAAGGCAAUAAUAAUCAAGCUCGACCCGCUCCAUGAUGGUGAGACAGAGAUCCAGAGGGGGUUCGUUGAGAUAUGGCACUUAGUGGAUGGCCAAGCGACAAAGCACGGUUGCAAGAAGGUGACUCCCACAAUCAUCCCAUGUCAGAUUUCAUGUCAGAUUUUGCUUUUCCUAAUAUAGAAGAUACAGAGUUUAUUUCCUCCACCGAGAAGCCAUGAAGUGCAGAAACUGGAGCUGCCCCUUGGAGAUAUUCUUCGCAGUCAGCUCGAUGACCUGGCAAAUGAGGGCUGGGGAAGAGAUGACACUAUUGCUCUCUACUUCGAUCCUCUCCGGGAAUAUAUUGAGGAAGCAACCUGGCGUCACUUGGUCCAGAAGGGUGUGCUGGAGUGUGAUGAUGAAUCAGAUUAA
Molecule: messenger RNA, 950 nt
Organism: Tuber aestivum (summer truffle)
Lineage: Eukaryota; Fungi; Ascomycota; Pezizomycetes; Pezizales; Tuberaceae
Source: the annotation of a GenBank genome assembly